Fusarium subglutinans is the source of this 876-nucleotide messenger RNA. RefSeq lists its product as uncharacterized. The transcript has 4 exons. The record is from RefSeq and is a predicted model, not a curated record. Lineage: Eukaryota; Fungi; Ascomycota; Sordariomycetes; Hypocreales; Nectriaceae. Bases 1 to 876 code for a protein of 291 amino acids.
AUGGACAGACCAAACACAAUUCUUGUCCUUCUCUUGCUCUAUCUCCAGAGUCAUAUUGUGCCUGUACAAUGUGACUCGAUAAUUGGCUACACGGUCACAGAUGGAACAACCCAAACGCUUAGUUGUCCGAGCUCACUAUCCUUCCGCACGACGUUUACCUUCGCUGGAGACACAGAUACAUACGCGCAUUGUGACUGGUUCACUACCGACGACAUUUAUCGUGUCGGCACCUCCUGUAUCGACAAUACGGCUUACUUCACCCAAUGGCUUGAAGAUGGUGGCAGUACCUCUUCUACACUGGUUUGCAACGGCGAUUGUGUGGCCGUCAGGUUGUACGAUAACCCCGACGAUUUAAAUGAUCUUAGAUGGCUGGUCAGCUGCGAUGACUCCAUCGGUGUUUCGACCCGUAUCAGCACCUUAUUCUUAGAAGACCCAACAGAUUGGGACACUACGACCGAAAGCACGACAACUACAAGCGAGUCAUCGACCACUGUGGCCGAUAGCGCAUCGUCAACGGAGUUUGAGACCAGUUCAUCCGCCACAUUUCCGUCGCCUACAUCAGAACCAGAAGAAACAGAGAGUCCCACUGAUAGAGGGAACAAAGGUGGUGAUGGGCCUAGUGGAGGUGUCAUCGCUGGUGCUGUAGUCGGCUCAAUCGUAGGCGUAGCACUAAUUGUCGGUAUCAUCAUCCUGGCUUUUAGGAUGGGACGAAGAAGCCGAGGCGAUACUGAAGGGACAAGUGGCGGCUUCAGAGAUUCACUGAGGUCUAUACCAAUACCAACCAUGACCUCUCCUCAACUUGAGCCGAAGCCGCCUGUUCCCGUCAUCCAGCCAGUAUUUGUACAGGACAGCCAGCCGUACCACAGCAACAAUUGA